This is a messenger RNA of Acanthosepion pharaonis, 456 nucleotides long. The record is from the annotation of a GenBank genome assembly. NCBI's taxonomy places the organism in Eukaryota, Metazoa, Mollusca, Cephalopoda, Sepiida, Sepiidae.
AUGUGUCUGUCUCUCUCUCUCUCUCUCUCUCUCUCUCUCUCUGUCUGUCUGUCUGUCUAUCUCUCUGCCUGUAUGUCUAUCUGUCUGUCUUUCUCUCUCUGUGUUGUCUAUAUGUCUGUCUGUCUCUCUCUCCCUCUGUCUGUCUCUCUUUCUGUCUGUCUCUCUUUCUCUCUGUUGUCUAUCUCUCUCUGUCUCUCUCUCUUUCUGUCUGUUUGUCUUGCUCUCUGUUGUCUGUCUCUCUCUCUCUCUGUCUCUCUGGCUGUCUUUCUAUCUUUCUGUCUCUCUGUCUCUCUGUCUCUCUGUCUGUCUGUCUGUCUCUCUUUCUGUCUGGAGUUCUUAAUCCAUUCUACGCUACACGUUGAAUUCUUUACCUAUCCUCAUAUCAUUCCAGAACUCUCUUCAUUUAAUUCCUAUUUUCUUCCUGUAGGCUUCGUUGAUUUCGUCUUUUCCCGAUAG